AUGGCGGCAGCGGUACAGCAAACCCCGCGAAGCCAGCGCCAUGACAUCUUCGCUUCGGUCUUCCCACCCAAGAACCACACCACACCCACACCCGUAGCAACGCCAAACAUCGGCACGCUUGCCUCCCCUGGAGCGACGUUUGGCGGCUUCAACACAUCAAGCAAUCCCGCAGACGGAGCCGUGAAGCUGAGCCAGGCAUGGAGCACCACAACACGCUACCUCGCCCUAAAGACCAGCGCUUCUCAUCCCGCCAAGAGUCUUGAGCAGGCUCGGGAUGUCCGAGAUGCACUGCAUUACUUGCUCGGGUCGAGAGACACUCGCGCACAGCUCCACGACUGGUACCUUCACGAGGUCGGUGCUCAUUUUCGAGGUCUUGUGGCGGCAGAGCUAUCCUUCUGGCAACAGCCGAUAACGCUUCAAGAAGCGAGGCAAGUGCUUUCGAACACUGUCCAAAUCAUACAGCGAGCACAAGACCUGUGUCUCAGACCUCUGGACGACACUCUCCAUGCCGCCAAUGAUGUCUUGCUUGCCUUCGCCGCGGAGAUCAAACAGGGCAUUCACGUGCUUGUUUUGCAUUGUCUGCCACAUCAGAGACUACAGAAGACUCUAGCCAGCUACCUCUUCCAGACCAUGAAACGGAGCCUCCAGCAAGGCAGCAAUCCGGAAAGAUGCACAAAAGCUGGGAGAUGCUAUUGCCAACUCGGCCUCGAUCUGAGCGCACUGCAUGAGCUGCACGACGUUGGCCUUGGAGGCACUGUUGGUCAACGUGCAUUCGCUCACGCAGUCCACAGAAUCCUCGAAGGUCCAGCAGUUGAGCGACCGUGCUUUCAGGUCUCUUGGACCGGUAAGGACACGGUCAUCCCGAGUCUACGACUCUGGAUCAACGAACAGUUCGUGCCAGCAGUCCAGCGCGCAGUGGCAACAUUGAGCGGGGAUCCUUCCACACGACUGCCGCACCAACAGUUCGUUUCCGCGGCCGUGUCGAGCUUUGGGCGUCGACGUGUGGAGGGACUGUUCAACUACGUCAGCAUGUGGCCAGAUAGUAGAGGCGGCGUGCUGGAUGUACGGGAGUAUCUCAUCUCCACUAACUCUAGUGACAAGGCCCAUCUCUGCUCUAGCUUUACGGAGCAAAUACAACGCCGUCUACUACAUGCGGGUGCCAGUACCACAGAGAUCCUCAGCAUCUAUGUCAGCGUCAUCAAUGUCUUCAAGCUACUGGAUUCUCGUGGCGUGCUGCUCGAGAAAGUGGCGAUCCCAAUCAGGAACUACUUACGCGGACGUGAGGACACGGUCACUGUCAUUGCAGCAAGUUUCUUGGCCGAAAUCGACAAGGACGGUGAAAUCCAUGGCCAGGAACCUGACAAGGUGUGUCCUGAUAUCACUCUUGCCAUCGCCAGUUCAGCUGUCGAUGCUGAGGACGACCGUCUCCUCAAUUGGGACGACAUGAACUGGGUACCCGAUCCCAUUGACGCCGGACCAAACUACAAAGCUUCGAAGUCUGACGAUAUCGUGGCAUAUGUUCUUGGACUUUUCGAUCCUGAUGACUUCAUCAAGGCACUGGCUGGUGUCUUCGGCGACCACCUACUGCACACUCAUAAUACCGAUCUCAUCAAGGAGACCAGACUCGUCGAGCUCCUCAAGUCACGGCUCGACGCUACCAAACUCCAGCAGGCCGAAGUCAUGUUGAAGGACAUGCGAGACUCGAACCACCUGAACAGACGAGUCAACCCACGGCGUGGUAGAACGGGUACAAAGUACGACCUACAAGCUGCGCUUCCCGAGGAUGGCAUCACAAUGAUAUCGUUGUGGGAGAUCUUCGAGGGCCGUAUGGACAAGGCAGAGUUUAUGCCGAACCUCCGAGCAGUAGGCAAGGAGCGCAAUGGUCUGUGGUUCGCCAACCGGCGCAAACUACCGGCGGACGACGAACCACCUUCGUCCGCCGGUUCGCACGACAUCGACUUCAACGCAAAGGUCAUAUCAUCGUACUUCUGGCCGGCAGCACACGAGCUCGAGUUCCGAGUACCGACUGGAGUCAAGACAAUGAUGAAGACGUAUGAGGAGAGCUUCGCGAGCAUCAGUGGUCAGCGCACUUUGGCUUGGAAGCGCGCUCUAGGUACGACCGACAUUGCGCUAUACUUCGAUGAUGGCCGUGUGAUCGAAGAGAAGGGGCUAGAAGAAUGGAAAGCCAGCAUUAUCGACGCUUUCGCCCUCGAUCGUCAAGGUGAAGCAGACGCACCGCCAGUUGAUUACAAUGACAAAGAAGGCUUGACUAUCGAUGAGCUCAUGGACGGCCUCAACCUUGAGGAAGGGUACCUCGUGAGCGGCAUUCAAUUUUGGAUCGGCAAGCAGGCGCUGUAUGAGAAAUCGAAAGGCCGAUGGGCUGUGUUGGAGCACUUAGAUAUGGCACACAGUCUCAUUCAUGAACCUCCAGAGCCGGCGGAGGACCCUGCGGUGAACUUGGAGCUUGCUGCACUGAAAGAGAAUGCUGCAACAUAUCAGAACUUCAUCGAGGGUAUGCUGCGCAACCAGGGAGGGAAGCAGAUCGAGGGCGUGAUGGGUAUCACUUUCAUGCUUGGAAUGGUUAUGACCGACUUCGCAUACGGCGAUGAUGAAGUCAGAUGGCUGCUGGAGGAAAUGGAAGCACGAGGCGUAGUGACCAAGAAUGGCGAGCUUUGGACGGUGGUGUGA
Messenger RNA from Fulvia fulva, 2688 nucleotides. RefSeq names its product Anaphase-promoting complex subunit 2. The coding region runs from base 1 to 2688 and encodes 895 amino acids. Gene Ontology annotation, cellular component: anaphase-promoting complex. The record is from RefSeq and is a predicted model, not a curated record. Gene Ontology annotation, biological process: ubiquitin-dependent protein catabolic process. Gene Ontology annotation, molecular function: ubiquitin protein ligase binding. Lineage: Eukaryota; Fungi; Ascomycota; Dothideomycetes; Mycosphaerellales; Mycosphaerellaceae. The transcript has a single exon.